Messenger RNA from Peromyscus leucopus (white-footed mouse), 3251 nucleotides. It is a transcript of the gene Gdap1, whose product is annotated as ganglioside induced differentiation associated protein 1. The transcript is spliced from 6 exons. The coding region runs from base 168 to 1244 and encodes 358 amino acids. The record is from RefSeq and is a predicted model, not a curated record. Gene Ontology annotation, biological process: mitochondrial fusion; mitochondrial fission. Lineage: Eukaryota; Metazoa; Chordata; Mammalia; Rodentia; Cricetidae. Gene Ontology annotation, cellular component: mitochondrial outer membrane.
AGACCAGCUUCCUUGGCCUGAAACUACAUUUCCCAGAAGCCAGUUCGUCUGCGGAGCGCGUCCUUCCCGCCGCAGGGGGCCUUGGGAAACCAAAGGACGCCUUGGAGAGCUUCCCUGGCGCCAGGGCCCACCGGCGAGACGAGGCUGCCGGACCCCCGCACCCCGAAAUGGCUCGGAGGCAGGACGAGGCGCGCGUGGGCGCGCCCCUGAGGGCGGAAGGCGGGCCGGACGCGGAGGCCAGGCUCAUUCUGUACCACUGGACGCACUCCUUCAGCUCUCAAAAGGUGCGCUUGGUAAUUGCUGAAAAGGCAUUGAAGUGCGAGGAACAUGAUGUAAGUCUGCCCCUGAGUGAACACAAUGAGCCUUGGUUUAUGCGUUUGAACUCAACUGGAGAAGUGCCUGUCCUUAUCCACGGGGAAAACAUAAUUUGUGAGGCCACUCAGAUCAUUGAUUAUCUUGAACAGACUUUCCUGGAUGAAAGAACACCCAGGUUAAUGCCUGAUAAAGGAAGCAUGUAUUACCCACGAGUGCAGCAUUACCGAGAGCUUCUUGACUCCUUGCCAAUGGAUGCUUACACACAUGGCUGCAUUUUACAUCCUGAACUCACUGUGGAUUCCAUGAUCCCUGCUUAUGCAACCACAAGGAUUCGCAGUCAGAUUGGUAACACAGAGUCGGAACUGAAGAAACUUGCUGAAGAAAACCCUGACUUACAAGAGGCAUACAUUGCCAAACAGAAGCGGCUUAAGUCAAAGCUGCUUGAUCAUGACAAUGUCAAAUACUUGAAGAAAAUUCUUGAUGAGUUGGAGAAGGUCUUGGAUCAGGUGGAAACUGAGUUACAAAGAAGAAAUGAAGAAACUCCAGAAGAGGGCCACCAGCCUUGGCUCUGUGGAGAAUCCUUCACCCUGGCAGAUGUCUCGCUGGCUGUCACGUUGCAUCGACUGAAGUUCCUGGGGUUUGCACGGAGGAACUGGGGAAAUGGAAAGAGACCCAACUUGGAAACCUAUUAUGAGCGUGUCUUGAAAAGAAAAACAUUUAACAAGGUUUUAGGACAUGUCAACAAUAUAUUAAUCUCUGCUGUGCUGCCAACAGCAUUCCGGGUGGCCAAGAAAAGGGCCCCAAAAGUUCUUGGCACCACCCUUGUGGUUGGUUUGCUUGCAGGAAUGGGAUAUUUUGCAUUUAUGCUUUUCAGAAGGAGACUUGGCAGUAUGAUAUUAGCGCUUAGACCCAGACCAAAUUAUUUCUAGGUUUGUUGGGCUCUGUGGUAGCAGCUCAUCCAACCAUUCCACUAGACCCUCAUCCACUCUUCCAGACCCAGUGAGGACUUAUCCUGGGCAACUAGUAGAAAGCAUAGUUUACAUUACUCUUUGGGGAGUCAUGUGGGGAAAGGAGCUAAUGACAUCCUUUCUUCCUUCCUUCCUUCCUUCCUUCCUUCCUUCCUUCCUUCCUUCCUUCCUUCCUUUCUUCCUUUCUCUCUCUCUCUCUUUCUCUUUCCUUUUUUCUUUUUUCCUUUUUUUUUUUUUAAAUAGAUAAGAUGACUCAUCUAUCCCUAAAGCAAGCAAGUGAAAGGUCAAGAUAUGUAAAUGCCGACAGGUGGGGAGCCGACCUUUAAUGGGGACUGUCAGUUCAUGUUCUCAGUUAUUUUUUGCGUGGUUAUAGUUAAGAACAGACAGUAAUAAUAACCAGUGACUGUUCGUAGCACUUCACCGGAGAUUGCCUACUGUUCUGCGAGUUGAACAGUUACAAGCUCUUCUCUUGGAAGUCAGACGUCACCUUUAUUACACAAGACAGGGUUCAGACUCCAACAGGAUGUAGUACUGCUUCUUCACCUUCUGCUAGCAGCUUCAGGCGUAGAUUAGGGAGAGAAUGGGAAAGGGAAGGAAGAAAGUGAGAGAACGAAGUACAGCUAGGACAGGGUAGUAGACUGUAACUUCCAGUGGCCUCCAAUGCUGCUCAUGGCCGCCUGUCUCCUUGGGAAACUUCACAUACAAUGUCUUGUGCUCAUGCCCACUCCUUAAUUGAGAACUCUUAGGAGGAGAGGGCUGGGAAGUUAUUGGGGAUAGUAUACGGGGGGAACCCUACAUAUCACAUACAAAACACCCCAUUUGACCUCAAUUAUGAGGCACACAGGUUGAGUUAAUAAGAUUAAGUAAUUUUGCACUUGACCAUGGGAUGCCUGUUGAAACAUUUAUGUCUAUCAUGUAUAUGAAAAAGGGAUAGUAAGGUGAUCCUUAUGAGAUAUGGUCCUGUAGACUCCUAUGUUCAGUCCUGGGAGCCUUGGCCUCUACAGUUCUUUUUAUGCAUAUAAGUAAUAUGUAGAAGAAUGUCUCAGGUAAAUAUCAUGGCUUAUCACUGGUAGUGGAUACUUUGAUGAGAGCCAAAUAUGCCCAUUUUUAUUUGAGAUUCACAAAUGUUUGGCCAGGCUUUGUGGGUUUUUUUUUUUUUUUUUUUUUUUGUGAUUAUCAACAAAGCCUUAAAGAGAAAGAGGAAAGUCUAGAUUAGCUGUUGACAGUUAAUGUGGGAGAGAUAAAAUAUAUAGCUAGUGAUGUCCAUCCAUAUUCAUCCAUAUAUGUUCAAGUAUUUGGGGAUCAUCUCAGUCCAUGGAUGGGAGGGAGAGUUCUAGCAUGACCUAGGAACAGCCAUGGUACUAUGAUGCAUGAUUUGUGCUCAGGAAAAACCUCCUAUUGAAAGAAGGAGGCAAUUUGUGUGGAGCUGACUGUUAAGGCCUUAGGAGAAGCUUUGGGAGUCUGAUGGGAGGCUUGUCUAGAGAUGUGAACUCGAUCGCAGUAAGUGAUAAAAGCCUGUUUGGAUGGCCCAGGUAGGCUAUGCACAUGGCCAAAGAGUGUACUGACUUUUUCAUUAAUAGAAAAAUGUCAUGACUAGCAAACAAUGACUUUCUGAUGCUAAAAACCAUUAUAUAAUUCCAUUUUUAUUCUAUAAUUCCAUUUCAUAAUCAAGAUGUACUAGAAAAUAGAAAACCCUGAUGAACUGUGUGUGCCCUGUUUAUAAAAAGCACUAAUAACACUCCAGUGUGAACUCAAAUCAAUGAUAAUGAAUAUACUUGCAGCUCUUUAUGCUGCUUUAAUUUGCCCUUCGUGUGUCAUAGAGAGUGUCUGAAUUUGCUAUGUCAUUGAUGUCAUUGUAUUUAUAAAAGAGCCAUAGAAUUAAUUGACUAGUAAUUCAGAAUUUUUUUUUUCAAGACAGGGUUUCUCUGUGUAGUUUUGGUGCCUGUCCUGGAUGGAACUCACUCUGUA